This is a messenger RNA of Selaginella moellendorffii, 1305 nucleotides long. RefSeq names its product putative pentatricopeptide repeat-containing protein At1g77010, mitochondrial. Gene Ontology annotation, biological process: RNA modification. The record is from RefSeq and is a predicted model, not a curated record. The coding region runs from base 1 to 1305 and encodes 434 amino acids. The transcript has 4 exons. Gene Ontology annotation, molecular function: protein binding; RNA binding. Lineage: Eukaryota; Viridiplantae; Streptophyta; Lycopodiopsida; Selaginellales; Selaginellaceae.
AUGGCGAGUUCUCCGCGGCCUUGGAGUGCCUGGAAUCUGCGAGCCCGGGAUUGCGGUGGAAAUGGAUCCAGGAAAGUUGAUGGAGCUAUGGUGCCACGCUCUAGCAGUGAGCUCUGGCUAUCUAUGUGCUCAACAUGCUGUGGAAGGCUGGGAAGCUUGGCAGAUGCUAGAAGCGUCUUUGAGGGGAUCGAGAACCCGGACUUGGUUUCCUGGAACGCGAUGAUCCAGAACUUCCCGGAAGAGCAAGCUUUGCCGGAUUCUCACACCUUUGUAGCAGCAUGGCUGCGACUCCAACGUUUUCGUGGGAAGCUGCUUGAUCGACAUGUACUCGAGCUUCGCGAGUAUGGCCGAUGUGCACAGGGUGUUCCAGGCGAUUCCUCGCAACGACGUCGUCUCGUAGACGUCUCUGGUGCUCGGCGGCGAGAUCCAGAGGAGGCUACUGUCCAGAAAGCAAUGGCUCUACACUCUCAAGCUCACGCAGGGAGCCACGGCGCCAACAUCUUUAUCAUUAUCACGUCGCUGGUGGAUCUCUACGCCAACUGUGGAAGCAUGGUCGAUGCCCAUAGAGUUUUCGACGCGGUUGACAAGCUCCAGCGCACGUCCUUGGCUCUCUGGAACGCGCUGCUACUAGAGAACGGAGAUCCAGAGCUGGUGCUAGAGUGGUUUCCAAAGAUGGAGCUGGAGUUACUGCGAAACCAGCUCCGUCGGCCAGACUCCCGGAGCUUUGCGUGCGCAUUCAAGGCCUGCGGUGGUGCUGUGGCUCUCUCCACAGGCAAAGCUUCCCACGCCAGAGUUUGCCGGCUCGGUCUGGAUUUCUACGCAAAGUGUGGCAGCCUCGCCGAUGCCCCGCAAGUUUUACGACUCCCAGAUCUCCGGAAGCAACUCGACUAUCACCUGGACAGCGUUGAUGGCCGGCUACAGCAGGAAAGGCGACGCUACUCAGGUGCUCGAGCUCUACCGCGAGAUGGAGGCCGGAGGGAUAGAGCCGAGCUCAGCCACGCUCCUCUCCAUCUUGCAACCACGCCGGUAGGCUCGAGGAGAUCAAGGUCUUCUUCGCGGCAAUGCGGACCAAGUAUAGGAUCAGAGCACUUAUCGAUGAUGUACGAGGUGGCUGUCACCCCAGAGAACAAGCCUUCUUCGGGCUUGGAAGCAAAAUCAAAGGCUUUGGUCUUGGCUUCCUUGUUGGAAGAAGCUCGGAAGAAAGCGAUAAGGAAAAGUACUCUCUCGCCUGUGAGUACCUGGAUGCACACUUCGGCCACAUGGAAUGCUCUUGGUGCUAGUGUUGAGCAGCUCAGCCAACGAUGA